Gryllus bimaculatus (two-spotted cricket) is the source of this 2021-nucleotide messenger RNA. The record is from the annotation of a GenBank genome assembly. NCBI's taxonomy places the organism in Eukaryota, Metazoa, Arthropoda, Insecta, Orthoptera, Gryllidae.
AUGGCGGCGCCCAGCAGUGUCGGAUCUACGGGUACGUCGUGGUCAAAAUGGCACGUAGCAUUGAUAGUAGGAGCGCCAGUUGCCUUCGGAAUAGGGUAUUGGUACCUCAGGCAGUCAGGUAAUGCAGGAAGUAAGGAGAAGCGGUCUUUGGCGGACAGGUCGAAGGGAGGUGCCUCAUCAAUAGCUGCGACAAGUCAGAUUUCCCUGGACGGAACAGGUACGGAGGAUAAUGCUGAAAUUCAAUCAUCUGAAAGUCUUUUGAAGAAAGCUUUGGGAUGCAAAACAGUUGGAAAUGAACACUUUAAAGCUGGAAGGUACGAAGAUGCUAUUAAAUCAUAUAAUCAGGCAAUUGAGUUUUGCCCUAAAGAAAACACAAUGGAUUUGGCUACUUUUUAUCAAAACCGAGCUGCAGCUUAUGAGCAGUUGAAAAUGUAUAAAGAAGUUCAAGAGGAUUGCAGUCAUGCACUGGAACUGAAUCCAAAGUAUGUAAAGGCACUUCAACGCCGAGCUAAGGCUUGCGAAUUAACUCAAGAUCUUCCUCAGAGUCUUGAAGACAUUACUGCUGCUUGUAUUUUAGAAGGAUUUCAGAAUCAGAACACACUCCUCACAGCAGACAGAAUUCUGAAAGAACUGGGUAAGGUGCAUGCCAAAGAAGCAAUGGCAAAUAGAAAAACAAUAAUGCCAUCCAAACACUUCAUAAAAACAUACUUCUCAUCCUUUAUUGAAGAUCCUAUUACUAAUAGCAUAAAAAAUGAAAGUGAUGUGGCAGAGGCUGAUUUGAGAGGAUUUGCACAAGCACAGAAUGCAUUUAAGAAGCUCAACUUCGAAGAAAUAGUGCCUGCAUGUACUGAAGAAAUAGAAAGUGAUGGCGAUAAUAAGUUCAAAGCACUGGUUCUGCGAGCAACAUUUUACUUGCUCAUGGGAGAUCAUGUUAAUGCUCUGAAGGAUUUUGAAACUGUCAUUAGUGAUGAAAGCAUUGACGCAAAGUUGCGAGUAAAUGCACUAAUUAAACGAGCUUCUCUGUAUAUGCAACUUGAACAACCUGAUAAGAGCAUUGAAGAUUUCAACCAGGCUGCUCGGUUGGACCCCUCAAAUUCUGAUGUAUAUCAUCAUCGUGGCCAAGUUCACCUGCUAAUGGAAAAAGUAAAGGAAGCCAUGGAUGACUUCAAAGCUGCAGUGUCUCUGAAUCCAAAUUUUCCUAUUGCUUAUGUUCAAAAGUGUUACACUGAUUAUCGCUAUGCAUUUCAAAGUCAUGAUAUGGAGAAGAUGCAAGAAGUAAUGAAGAAUUUUACCCUAGCUGUGAAAAAGUUUCCUGAAUGUUCCGAAUGUUACACCUUGUUUGCACAAGUUUUGUGCGACCAGCAGGAGUAUGAGAAAGCAGAUUCCUAUUUUCGAAAAGCCAUUGAAGUCGAACCCGAGAAUGCAGCUGUGUAUGUACAUCGAGGGCUUCUUCAGUUGCAGUGGACAGGGGAUGUAAAUAAAGCCAUUGAAUUCAUCACUCAAGCACUGAAAAUGGAUGAUCGAUGUGAAUUUGGCUAUGAAACUUUGGGAACAAUAGAAGUUCAACGUGGGAACUUGAAGCAUGCAGUUGAUCUUUUUGAUAAGGCAAUCCCAUUGGCUAAGACAGAGUUGGAAAUGUCUCAUUUGUUUUCUCUUCGUAAUGCAGCAGUGGCUCAAGCCAGUGUUGCUGAGAAAAUGGGCAUUCCUCUUACCUCUGCCACAGGUCCGUAGUGGCAGUCUAAAGUUUUAAUGGUUCUACCUAUAAUUCCGUCGGAGAUGACUUGUAAGAGCAAAAGCAAUUUUCAUUCCUGUUAUUAGUAAGAGAUUUCGUAAACCUAUAGAACUCUCGACAGGUUUGUAAUAAAAGUCAGUCAGUGGUUGCAAGAAGUAAUAUUAUGUUUUGUUACAUUCAGUGAGUGUUAGAUUGAUGAACAAUUGCAAGUAUCAUGCUAUAUGUAAAUGAGUCACUAUAUGUCACGGUUGUGAAUAAAGUUUUGUAAUGUUUAUUCCUGUGUUUAACC